AUUAAAUGUGAACCACUAAUUUCACAAGACCAAGAUGAAACUCAAAGAAUAGAGUCAAGUCUCAAAGAUUACGAUAAAAUUCCACUGAGUCCUGAGUUUUACAUUAAUGUUACCACUUCUUGUGACAGGUAUAUACAGAGUAGGGGAUUUAUAACGGAAGUGACGCAGGAAGAAUGGGAUUUUCCUAUAGCGUUUGGAAUUUUGGGGCACGAAGAAAUCGAGUUGUUGGAAAGACUUUUAAGAGCUAUUUAUCGACCGAGUAACUUCUACUUUAUACACGUUGAUGCCAAAGCUCCCAAAUCUCUACUGAAAGCUGUGUCUGAUAUAACGAAUUGUUUUGAUAAUGUACAUGUCACUUCCCGUUUAGUGACAGUGAAAUGGGGAAAAUAUUCUGUGUUUCAAGCAGAUUUAAAUUGCAUGGACGAUGCAUUGAAAUUCGACUGGGAAUACUUCAUCAAUCUAGCCGGUUCUGAUUUUCCGUUGAAGACGAAUUUAGAAAUGGUUACUAUAUUGAAAGCAUUUAACGGUGCUAGCUCAAUUACAGGUGGUCCUUUCAGGUAUUGUAACUAUUUACUAGACUUUCAACCAUCUCCAACUUAUUACCUGGACCGGAUGUCGAAAGUAGGUAAUAUCACUGGAUUUACGUUUAUGAAAGGCUCGCAGCAUAUUGUGGCUAACCGGAAGUUCAUCGAAUUUCUUAGAACUGCACCAGAGGCUUUGGAGUUUGCUGAACGAUUGAAAAAGGCUUUACAUCCACAUGAAACUUUCUACAACUCAAUAUAUUUCAGUAAACAUUUAAAAAUACCUGGCUCGUACAACGGUUCCGCUAAAAUGAUAUCAGAAAUCGAUGGCAUGGCCCGAUACAAAUUGUGGAAUUCGGGAACACAGCCAUGUAGUGGUAAAUUCGUACACGCCAUAUGUAUAUUUGGUAUACAAGAGUUGGCAUUACUUACCAAGGCACCACAUGUGUUUUGUAAUAAGUUUCAUGAAGACUUCAUGCCUAUAGUAUUAGACUGUUUAGAAUCGUGGUUAUUUGACAAG
Molecule: messenger RNA, 1041 nt
Organism: Lottia gigantea (owl limpet)
Lineage: Eukaryota; Metazoa; Mollusca; Gastropoda; Lottiidae
Exons: 3
Cellular component (GO): membrane
Molecular function (GO): glycosyltransferase activity
Source: RefSeq, a predicted model, not a curated record